GGUAAGUGCUAGAAUUUCAAAUGGUAAGGGUCGUGUAUAAGUUUCAAGAGUAACAAAUUAUGGUGGCUUGAAGAUUCUGAUAUGCAACGAAGACAAUGUUCCAACAAAUUUAGAAAACUUCCCCCGGCCCCUGGCUUUCAUUUACUAUAAAAUCCCUAGCAGCCUUUCAAUUUCUGCUACAUAAAAUACACUAGUACUCCAUCUCCAUCUCCAUACAUGUCCAUGGUGGUCGCUAACGCCGCCGCCAAAACCUCAAUCGAAGAAGAGACGUCGGGAGCGGCGGAGCUCAGAAGGGGCCCAUGGACUCUCGAGGAAGACACUCUCCUCAUCAAUUACAUCGCUGCCCACGGCGAAGGCCGCUGGAAUCUCUCUGCCAAAUGCGCCGGAUUGAGGAGGACUGGGAAGAGUUGCAGACUGAGGUGGCUGAAUUACUUGAAACCCGACAUCAAACGCGGAAACCUAACUCCACAAGAACAGAUCUUAAUCCUUGAACUCCAUUCCAAAUGGGGGAACAGGUGGUCGAAAAUAGCGCAACAUUUGCCAGGAAGAACAGAUAACGAGAUCAAGAAUUACUGGAGGACGCGGGUCCAGAAGCAAGCCAGGCAGCUCAAGAUCGAUUCGAAUAGCAACAAGUUCAUUGAAGCCGUUAAGAGGUUUUGGAUGCCAAGAUUGGUUAUCGAUAAGAUAGACCAUACUUCCUCUUUGACGUGUUCACCUUCUCCGUCUUUUUCAUCUUCUUCUUCUUCUUCGAAGCCUAGCCCGAACUACCCACUUCCCAAACUAACCCCAAACCAUGAAAGUUCAGGAACCCAUGAAAUGGUAAAACCAGACAACUCCAAGCAGGAAAAUGCAUGCACUACUUGUGUGGCAACAGGUGAUGAGUCUAGGAGUGUGUUUGAGGAAGACGGGUUCGGCCACCUUGCUACGUCAGCGUUCGACGUUUCCAUGUUGGAAUACCAGCUGGCGUUUGACGAUUGGUUCGGGGUUGAGGUGGCAGAUUCCUUUUGGAGCAUUGAUGAGUCCAGGCAAGCAGCAGAAGAAGAAGUUGGAGGGGAGUGGGUUCUGAGUUGAAGUCCCCUUUGGUAGGGUGGGUGCAAUGCCAAAAAAGAAAAAAAAUGAUAGCAAUAGAUAAGAAAGAGUUGCAUAUAUCCACUCACAAGUCACAACUUUGUUAAUGAUAGCCACUGGUGAAUGACAGUGGCUAAGGGUAUUUAUGGAAAUGUAAGCUUAUUAUAGUAGAAGACUGGUAGGCCCUAACUGUGACCCAGACUAAACACUUUUUUUGGGUGAUCAAAAAAACAAAUGUAAAGGGGGGUGUGGGAGACAAAUAAUGAAAUGAUAUUAGGUAU
Cuscuta campestris is the source of this 1349-nucleotide messenger RNA. The record is from the annotation of a GenBank genome assembly. Lineage: Eukaryota; Viridiplantae; Streptophyta; Magnoliopsida; Solanales; Convolvulaceae.